This is a messenger RNA of Thecamonas trahens ATCC 50062, 5871 nucleotides long. RefSeq lists its product as uncharacterized. The record is from RefSeq and is a predicted model, not a curated record. Gene Ontology annotation, molecular function: propionyl-CoA carboxylase activity. Gene Ontology annotation, cellular component: mitochondrion. Bases 1 to 5871 code for a protein of 1956 amino acids. Lineage: Eukaryota; Apusomonadida; Apusomonadidae. The transcript has 4 exons.
AUGUAUGCACCCGUGGCAAUCCUCACACUUCUGGUCCUUGUCGCUCUCUCCCUGGCUGACGACUUGCCGUGUACGCUUGUGCCCGACGAAACCGCAACCGAUGCAACCUCGCAGCUAGUGGGCUUGGCGACCAACAUGCAGCACGCCUACCUUGCGGCGCUGGAUGUGGACGAGGACAACGACAUCGAUCUUAUCUCGUCGGUUCCACCGCUCAAGUUGAUGCGGAACCAGGGAGACAACACAUUUGUAGAGGAGAACGCUGCCGCCGCCAUGUCCUUCACCGAGCCGACUGGCUCCGGCAUCACCAUGGGCCUCGCCGUGGCCGACGCCAACGGUGACUCGCUUGAUGACUUUGUCAUCGGUUGGCGCGAUCGAAACGUCCUUAUCAUGUACUUUAACAUCGGGGGCGGGUCAUCGGCAUUUACGCCUCACCAACUGGCGUCGGCAAGCCAGGUCGGAUUCCCCGAGUUCAUCGACUGGGACGGCGACGGCGAUCUGGACCUGGUCAGCUUUCUCUGGUCUACCACCGGUCCUGCCCGGGUCUUUAUCAACUCGGCCGGCUCAUGGCCGACAUCGCCGACGUACUCGUUUGGCUCAUUUACCGCAGUUCAUCCGGGCUCUUACGGUGACUUUGAUGGCGACAACGACCUGGACAUGGUUGUUGGCAACCAAAAGUGGCGCCGCGACGGCCCGCUCUCUAUGACCAACAUCGGAACAUUACCGGGUGGCCUGAUCGGCACCUCAUUCAGCUACCAGAUCACCACGCCAAUCAACUGGAACAGCGACGGGCAUGACGACGCAGGAGGCGGCAAGGGCUGUUACAUUCUUCUUGGCGACGGUGCAUUUGGCUUUACCUCGCAGACGCUUCCUAUUCCCGACUGUAUUCCGACCCAAGAGCGAAUUGUGGUCGACGUUAACAAGGACGGCGCCCAUGACAUGGUUUACUCGGCCUCAAACCGGCCCGACAUCGGCAUUUCGCUACUGGUCAACGAUGGCAGUGGCAACUUUGCUUCCACGAUCAUCCGCAAGUCGGAUCGCGCGGUCCAUACGCCGUUUUUCGUCGACGUCGACGGAGAUGGUGAUUAUGAUGUGUUCACUUCGCCGUGGGAUAACUCUGACGUCGACUUUGGCAAGCUCUUCUUCCACGAGAACAGCGCACGUCCAGGCGCACACAUGCCUGUCUUUCGCUCUCUCUGCGUCGUACCCGGGUGCACAACCGUUGAUGGGUGCGUGAGCAAUGUCAUCAGGAUUGCCCAGAUCCACGGCGCUAGCGAUGUCGAGCUCGCAGCAGGCGUCAACUACACCCAGUGUCCGGUCACGCCCAUCACCAUCACCAACUCGGCGCUUCGCAUCCGGCCCAGAGGAUGGUCGAGCCGGACGAGCAUCAGGUGUGGCCAUGCCGGUGUUCUUUUCCGGGUUGAGCACGGUGCCAAAGCGGCUGUUGAGCGACUUGACAUAUUUGACACUUCGACUUCGUUUACGGUUGAUCCGCAGCCGGCCAUCCUGGUCACCGGCACCGCUUCCAAGCUGACACUCUCCAACGUGACCGUGACGAGCGCCGAUGCGACCCGUGACGCCGCAGGCCUCACACUCAUUGCAUCCAUUGUCGAUGGCGGGUUUCUCGUGGCGGAAAACUCGGGGUCGCUCGUGGUGGAGAGCUCGGACUUUGUGGGGUGCUCGGCCUCGGGGUCGGGAGGAGCGAUGGCGCUCAAAAAGACCGGCCUGGUGAGCGUGACCAAGACCUCAUUUGUGGGCAACAGCGCAGUCGGAGGUGCUGGCGGCGCGGUGGUGGUUGUGCUCUCGGAUGCGGUGAUGGGUGAUACGCCGCUCGUGUCUAUCAGCAACUCGGUGUUUGCUCGCAACGAGGCGCGAUACGGCGGCGUUGCGGCGGUCAUCCUCGGACCGACCAUUUUGCCGACUCUCGAGGACCACACCUUUCUCCCAUGGCAGCCCAAUCAAGCGGCAGCGCUUGCGAAGGCGUCCAACCUCACGGUCUCGUUUGCCGACGUGAUGUUGGCCGACAACGUCGCUAGCUUUGGCGACGUGCUCUAUGAUUGCUCAGCACCUGUGCUCGGCCCAGGCACCCCGGGGGGGACCGUGCCUGGUGCGUCGUCGGUGUUUGUUUGCAACCCGAGCGACGCGGCGACGCAAGCGUAUAGCUCGGUGCCGUGGGUCACGAGCGUCGGCCCCGAGGCAGGCGCGCUGGUGGCUGCGGCGGCGUCGCCGGCGGUCACCAUCAAGCGGGUAGACGCUCCUGCAAACGAGCCGGUCCUUGUGAUGCCUGGCGAGGAGCUAGGUGGUGUCUCGUUUGGCGCCGAUGAUGUCUUUGGUUCGCCGACCACUGCGGGGCUGGUCGGCCUGCUCCCAGCACCUGGCUCGGGCGACGACGUGUUUAUGUACGUAUCUAAUGUGCUCCGCGCGCUGUCGGCGAGCGAGACGGUGGUUGACUUUUCACGCGAGCGGCUGGCCGCUUCCCAUGCAGGCGUUGUCGGCUCGACGGUAUACAUGAGUGCUGGUUUGGCUGUGGCUGGCGCUGAGGUCGUGUUCAUCCCGCGGCCAUCGCUGGUCGUUCAGUUCCCGCUGCAGUUUGUGGCGUGCGGGCCCGGAUGGGGCGCGUCGUCGACGACGCCAUUUGCUUGCAGCCCGUGCGCGUCCGGCCUCUUUGCGCCCGACACGUCGAUGGAGGCUUGCAGGCCGCUCGACGACUGCCUGCCCAACUCGAAGCGGACACAGUCCGACUCAUCAGAGUGCACGUGUAACGCCGGGUAUUGGGCGCCGGCGCUAGCACCCGACACGCCGUGUGUAGUUUGCCCAGUCGGCGGGAUUUGCGUCGGGUCGUCGACCGAGAUACCAACUGCAGCGGUGGGUUACUUCAACGUGGCAAACUCGACAGGCUCGGGUGCGCUGGCGGAGAUGGCCAAGUGCCCACGGCCGCAGUCGUGCGCCGGUGGCUCCAAGUGUGUCACAGGCUCAGAGGGCUUUAUGUGCCGGGCGUGCUCAGACGGCUUUUACACCGACGAGGACACCGUGUGUCGAAAGUGCCCGAACGCGGCAGGAGCCAUGUUCUAUGCCUUUGUCUCUGUCCUUGGCGCGGCGGUCGUUUUGGCAACGGCGGUAGUGAUGUGGGCAGCGUACGGACGGGGCGGCGGGUCAUCUUCGGUCUGGCGAGUGCCGCACGCAGUCAAGUCGGGCAUUCUGUUCUUCCAGAUCCUGGCGGUCAUCGGCGGCGCCGAGCUCAACUGGCCGUCGCCGCUCAGCUACAUCCUGGCGGUCUUCUCGGCGUUCAACCUCUCGCUCGCGCUGUUUGCCUCCGAGUGCGUACUGGUCGACUUUGCCACCAUGUACAAGUUUACGGCGCUCAUUCCGAUGGGUAUGUUCUUGCUUGUCAUGGCGGUGGCGGCGUUGUUCAAGUUUGGGCUUCGAUUGCGGCGCGUGGCACUGCCGCGCGUGGCCGAGCGAGUGCUCUGCAUCCUCGGCCCGAUGCUUUAUAUUGCGGCAGCGCAUGCAUCACUCGUGCUCUUUGACUGCACCAAGUUGCCAAACGGCACUUUUGUGCUCGACGCGGACAUGGGCGUCGUGUGCUUCGAGUCGGAGUGGAUCGAGCUGCUGCCGUAUGGCCUCUUUGCGGUUGUCGUGUACGUCAUUGGCCUGCCCGCAAUCCUAUUCACGCUCCUUUGCCGGGCACGACACUCGCUGCAGACAUCCGAGGUGCGCUCCCGACUCGGAGUGCUCUUUCUCAACUUCCAGCCGCAGUUCUACCUCUUUGAGGUUCUGCUCCUCCUCAAGCGGCUCGCGGUAGUGGCGACGGCCAUGUUUUUCUCAGACCUCCACGUCUGGCUCCUCACCAUCUUUAUGGUUGUUUUUGCAGUUUUUGCAGGCAUCCAGCUCAAAUACGAACCGUACAAACUGCAGAUGUACAACGACAUCGAGAUGCAACUCAACCUCGUCAUCUGCGCGCUGAUCAUGCUCGGCACGCUCUUCUGGGCCGACAACUUUCCAAACCACACCUCGCUUGUCCUUUUUGCGGUCAUCGGCUGCGCUGCAGUCUUCCUAGCCCUUGCGUUCCGGCUCGGCAUGACCGCGCAAGUCGACGUCUGCAACGAGCCCGAGGCCAAGGAACACGGCUCACCCUCGCUCGGCACCUCCGGCACAAGCUCCGGAUCGGGCUUGGCACUGCUCACCCCGCAGCCGGUGGAGUUGAGCUAUACUAUGCUGCGUUCAGUCACGACGACGGCGACGAGCCUGACGAGCCUGCCUGCGGUGCUGCGGGCAUGCACUUCUGCGCUGCGCGGGUUCUCCUCAAGCGCGUGUGUGAGCGCUGGAGCGUUCAAGCCUUUCCUCCGCGAGGGCGUCUCGUCGGGGGCGACGGCGGUGGAGGCAGCCCGGGCCGAGUCGCUGGCCGGAGGUGGCGAGAAGCGGGUCGCGGCGCAGCACGGCAAGGGCAAGCUGACGGCGCGCGAGCGGCUGGACGUUCUCCUCGACGAGGGCUCGUUCCGCGAGAUGGAUCCGUUUGUCACCCACCGGUGCUCUGACUUUGGCAUGGAGGCGUCCAAGGUGCCGGGCGACGGCGUGGUCACCGGCCAGGGCACCAUUAACGGGCGCCUCGCCUUUGUCUUCUCGCAGGACUUUACCGUCAUGGGCGGCUCGCUCUCCGAGACCCACGCCGAGAAGAUCUGCAAGCUGAUGGACAACGCCAUGAAGGUCGGUGUGCCUGUCAUUGGCCUCAACGACUCGGGUGGCGCCCGCAUCCAGGAGGGUGUUGCCUCGCUCGCCGGCUACGCCGAGGUCUUCCAGCGCAACGUCGAUGCCUCGGGCGUCGUCCCGCAGAUCUCUAUGAUCAUGGGUCCGUGCGCAGGUGGUGCCGUCUACUCGCCGGCGCUCACCGACUUUACCUUUAUGGUCCGCGACACGUCGUACAUGUUUGUCACCGGGCCCGAGGUGGUCAAGACGGUGACCCACGAGGAGGUGACCCAGGAAGAGCUUGGCGGCGCCAAGACCCACGCCACCAAGUCGGGCGUUGCCCACCUCACCUUUGAGGACGACAUCGAGGCCCUGCUCAAGCUCCGCGAGUUCUACGACUUCCUCCCGCUUUCCAACACUGCCGAGCCGCCGCAGCGCGACUUUUCCGACCCGCGCACCCGUCGCUCCGAGCAGCUCAACUCGAUUGUGCCGGCCGACCCCAACUCGCCGUACGACAUCAAGUCGGUCAUCACCGAGCUCGUCGACGACGGCGAGUUCUUUGAGAUCAUGCCCGACUUUGCCAAGAACAUCGUCAUCGGCUUUGGCCGCAUGGAGGGCAAGACCGUCUCGUUUGUGGCGAACCAGCCCAAGGAGCUUGCUGGUUGCCUCGACAUCGACGCCUCGGUCAAGGCUGCCCGCUGGAUCCGCUUCUGCGACGCCUUCAACAUCCCCAUCGCUACCCUUGUCGACGUCCCCGGCUUCCUCCCGGGCGUCGGCCAGGAGCACAACGGCAUCAUCCGCAACGGCGCCAAGCUGCUGCACGCCUACGCCGAGGCCUCCGUCCCCAAGGUCACCGUCAUCACUCGCAAGGCCUAUGGCGGCGCCUACACCACCCUGGCCCCGCGCAUGCUCCGUGCCGACCGUGUCUACGGAUGGCCCACCUCCGAGGUCGCCGUCAUGGGCGCCAAGGGCGCCGUCGGCAUCAUCUUCCGCGGCGACUCGGACAUUGCCGCCCGUGAGGCCGAGUACGAGGAGAAGUUCCUCAACCCGCUCCCGGCUGCUCGCCGCGGCUUCCUUGACGACGUCAUCGAGCCGGCCGCCACCCGUGCCAUCAUUUGCGAGGACCUCGAGGUCCUGGCCACCAAGGUCGAGGAGGGUCCCGCCAAGAAGCACAGCAACGGCCCGCUGUAG